Messenger RNA from Cloeon dipterum, 3216 nucleotides. RefSeq names its product presequence protease, mitochondrial. Gene Ontology annotation, biological process: protein processing. The coding region runs from base 88 to 3123 and encodes 1011 amino acids. NCBI's taxonomy places the organism in Eukaryota, Metazoa, Arthropoda, Insecta, Ephemeroptera, Baetidae. Gene Ontology annotation, molecular function: metalloendopeptidase activity; metal ion binding. The record is from RefSeq and is a predicted model, not a curated record. The transcript is spliced from 8 exons. Gene Ontology annotation, cellular component: mitochondrial matrix.
CAUCAGCUGACCCGAGUUAAAAACAUGCGUCCGUCCGCUCAACACUAACCUUGUCCACUGUCCCUUUAUUCGGCCCUUUCUUACAAAAUGUGGCGGCUAGCGGUAGGUCGUCUGGGCCGUCAGGUAGGACUGCGGCGGCACAGCGCCCUGGCAGGACUGAAGGGUCUCCGAGAGGGCGCCGAAGUGGAAGGAUUCGAGGUGCUGCAAGUGACACGGGUGCCGGAGCUCUUUCUCGAGCCGGUGGUGCGGCUGGAGCAUGCGGCCACUGGUGCCCAGUACCUGCACCUCGCCAGGGCCGAUGACCGUAACAAUGCAUUCGCCGCCGCCUUCCGCACGUCGCCCAGGGACUCGACCGGACUGCCGCACAUCCUCGAGCACGUCACCCUCUGCGGCAGCCAAAAGUAUCCAGUGCGUGACCCGUUUUUCAAGAUGUUAAACCGGUCGCUGGCGAGCUUCAUGAACGCGAUGACAGGCCCUGAUUACACGGUUUACCCGUUCAGCACGCCUAACCAAAAGGACUACGAGCAGCUGUUGUCCGUGUACGCAGACGCCGUCUUCAGGCCACUGCUCAGAGACCUCGAUUUUUGCCAAGAGGGCUGGCGGCUUGAGCAUGAGGUCGUGGGUGACCCUUCAAGCCCUCUGGUGCUGCGCGGCGUGGUCUUCAACGAGAUGAAAGGUGUGUUUGCCGACCCGCAGUCGCGACUGCACCAGCACCUCCUCUCGUACCUGCUGCCUGGCGACACGUACGCCCACUCUUACGGUGGAGAGCCGCUCUGCAUUCCUGCCCUGACGGCUGAUGACCUGCGGCGCUUCCACGCCCGCUGCUACCACCCUAGCAACGCGCGGUUCGUCUCCUACGGCAGCCUGCCCCUGGCGGACACUCUGGGGCGCCUGCAGCGCGAGCAGCUGGCCGCCUUCGACCGUCAGGAGCCCGUAGCAGCUGUUUCCAGGGAGUCCAGGUGGAGCCAGCCACGCAGGGUGCACCUGGCGUGCGCCCCUGACCCACUUGGGGCCGCCACCAACCCUGAGAAACGCUCCACCAUCGCCGUGGCCUACGCCUGUGGUGACGCUGCGGACGUCUACCAGACAUUUUCACUUCAGGUGCUGUCAGAGCUGUUGCUUGGUGGACCGACCUCUGUUCUGCACAGGGCUCUUAUCGAACCGGGCAUUGGCGAUGGAUUCGCGCCAUGCACCUACUUUGAGGCACAGACGCGCGACACAUUCUUCUCAGUUGGCCUUCAGGGCGUGUCUGAGAAGCAGUUCGACGAGGUCCAGGCCGCGAUUGACGGCGCCCUGCUCAGGGCCCGCGACCAGGGCUUUGAACAGGAGCACGUGGAGGCCGUGCUGCACUCAUUGGAGCUGGGCGCCAAGACGCAGUCGGCCAGCUUCGGCCUCAACCUGGCGCUUGGCAUCCUGCCCUCGUGGAACCACGGUGCCGACCCUGUGGACUGUCUCAACCUGGCGGCCCACGUUUCACGGUUGCGCAAACAGCUGGCCGCGGAACCCGCCUUCCUGCAGACGCUGCUUGACCAGUAUUUGUGCUCUAAUACUCACAAGUUGACCAUUUCUGUGUCACCUGAUGAGGCGUAUGACGAGAAACUGGCCCAAGAGGAGGAGCAAGUCCUGGCUGAAAAGGUCGCCCAGCUGGACGAGGAGACCACCAGAUUGGUGCUGGAGCGGGAAACACAAUUGCAGGCGGAGCAGAUGCAGGAGGUGGACGCAUCCUGUCUUCCCACCCUCUCUGUGGCCGACCUGAGCGCUGAGCCACAGGCAUACGCCCUGAAGGGAUGUCGUUUGGCCGAUAAGCUGCCGUUGUUUAUCUUUCCCCAACCGACGAACGGCGUGACGCACUUCCGAGCCCUGCUGGACGCUUCAGGGCUGGAUCCUGAGCUCAGGGAGGGCUACCUCCCGCUUUUGCUGGCAGUUGCCACCCAAAUGGGCACCGCCAGCAGCGACUACCGCCGCUUCGACCGCAGGGUGCAGCUUUGCACCUCAGGUCUCGCCGUCACAGGACACAUUGUGGAGCACCCUGUCGAGGCUGGACAGUACCUUGAUGCAGUCUUGCUGUCCUCUGUGUGUCUGGACAGGAAUGUUGGACGCAUGAUGGACCUGUGGAGAGAAUUGCUGAUUGAGCCGAGUUUCUCAGACGCUGAGCGGCUGCAGACUUUGAUCCGCUCCACCGCAGCUGAACUGGCCAAUGGCCUCGCCUACUCAGGACACAGGUAUGCCAUGUUAAAUGCUAGUAGCAGACUGUCUGCGGCUGGACUCCGCAGGGAAAAAGACUCAGGACUGGCUUUUGUCGCACAGAUGAAGAAGUUUGCUUCCUUGGAUGAUCAGGGUGUGGCCCAAACUCUUCAGAAGCUGCAGGAGCUGGCUGCAAGUCUUUACCGUAGCAACCUUCGCUUCUCCCUGAACGUAAGUCCUGGGGAGGGUGAAGCGGCCGCCCUGAAGCACCUGGAGGCCGAUUUGGCUUCCAGCCUGAAAAACGCACCCUUUGAGCGGCUCUUUGUGCCAAAUGAAGCAAUUCAGUCGGCUGGAACUUCAAGCUCGGAGCACCACGUGCGACCACUGCCCGUGGGCUACCUUGGAAGGAGCAUUGCCACCGGCGUGCCCCUCCUACACCCUGACUACGCGGCCCUCAGGAUCACAGCCCAGCUGCUGUCGGCCAGGUUCCUCCAUCCUGAGGUCAGAGAACGCGGUGGAGCCUACGGUGGAGGCGCUACUAUCAGUACCUCUGGUAACUUCACUUUUUACUCAUAUCGAGACCCCGAAGCGAGCCAAAAGACGCCCGAGGUGUUCAGCCGGGCUGCUUCCUGGCUUUUAGACAGUGAAAACAUCCGCCAGGAACACGUAGACGAGGCCAAGUUAAAUGUAUUCCAAAAGGUGGAUGCGCCGACGGCCCCUGGCGACCGCGGCGCCGCCAACUUCCUCACCGGACUCGACCUGGAGAUGCUGCAGAGGCACCGGCUGGCGCUCAAAGCCGUCAGCGUGGAGGACGUGCGCCGUGUGGCCGCCCAGCACCUGCACCAGCGGCCUGACAGGCCCCUCACGGUAGCUACCACGCUCAUCGGGCCGCCGGCGCCGCAUUUGGACCAAUCGUGGCGAGUGAUCAGUGCCCCGUAGUCAUUUUUGUUGUGGACUGUACCUGUUAAGACUUAAUAAUUAUGUUUUUAAUAAAAAUAUGGUAGAAAUAAAUUAGUCAAAGCUUUCUAAUAA